AUGGCCCCAACCGUGCCUCUAUCGACUCUCGCAAUCGCCCAUGACACCACACUACUAACGUUGAAUGACCUUCUAGGAGAUUCUUCUCCUGAUAUAGAAAACGAUCUCGAUGUUCUUCUACAUUGGCUUGAUCCAUACUAUCCCAUUGGGAAACCAUUGACAGAACCACUGUCUCGUACGCGGGCAGCUGCUCGAAGUUGCCUUAAGGAGCUAUCUGCACAGCUAGAGUUUGUUCGUCUCUGGCUCAACUCCAUUCGACUGCAGUUCCAUGCCCAUUUUGCACCAAUAGUGACCCAAAAUGCCAUUGGUGACAUCUUGCCUGAAGUAGCUAGCGUGUCCAAGUACUAUUCUCGUCAAAGUGCAUAUUUGAACUUGUCUAAGCCAGCAGCGGAGUUAUUUCUUCGAGGAAUCAACUCGCUUUUCGCCCGCUAUCUUCUGCUGCCGAAAGUAGUGGAUGAUCUUCGUGCUCACUUGUCCGACUCGUCUCUAGCAGACACCUCCAUUCCAUUGGCGACUUUUGCAGCAGUAGGAAUGUCUGAUCUAGUUCAGACAAUCAUGGCAGAAAUCACCGUUCAGCGAAUCCACAUUCAUGUUUCCCGUAUGGCUGCUGGAACAUGGAGUGUGCCCGUUCUUCAGAACAUCCAGGAAUGGGUCCGUGUUGAACUCUAUCCGUCGUUUGUCCAAGGCUGCCUAAAUGCCACCGACUCGUCCAGCAGCGAGCUCGUUCGUAUUUCACACGAUGAAUUGAUCAGAUUACGUACCAGCGAAAUCUAUGAUCUUGUGGUGGCUUUCCCAACCAGCGAGAUGGCUCUCCUGGAACUCCACUCAUGCUUGGUGUUCGAUUUGGAUUACUCAGGCUCCCAGACCCACCAUCGCUCGGCUUUGGUGGAUGCCUUCAUCGAGAAGUGCAACUUACGAUUACUACAUCUGGGGUCAAAUACCGAGGACGUGAUUCUCACCUACUCCAAAACAAUCAAGUCAUUUUUACUCAUAGAUCCAACAGGAGUCUUGCUUGACAAAGUGGCCCGUCCGAUCAGACGAUACUUGAAAACCAGAACAGACUUGGUUCUGCAAUUGGUGCAAGGAAUGAUCGAUUUGAACGAAGGGAAUAAAUUAGUGGAGUUGGCUCGCGAGCUUCAAAAGAACGAAAAACUGGCUCCUGCUCCUAUAGACGACUUGACUGAUGUCAAUUGGGUGCCUGAUCCUAUCGAUGCUUUACCAGACUUCAAGAAGAACAAAGUGUCAGAUGUGGUGGAGGCAUUAUUAUCCAUUUUCCCGCUGACUGGUAUAUUUGUUGAAGAGUUCACUCGCUUAUACGGUGAAAGACUUUUGCAGUGGGACAAAUAUUCAGCUGCAGACAUAAUUCGUGACGUAGAACUUUUGAAACUUCGCUUUGGAGCUAACGAGUUCUCUACUUUGGAUGUGAUGGUCAAAGAUAUCCACGACAGCGACACAUUCAACCUUAAUGUCAAUCUGGAUGACUUCGUAGUAACAGUUCUCUCCAAGAUGUACUGGCCGACGGUCUGUGACAAUUUGUCGGAGAAUGAUUACUUCAAUGUUCCAGUUCAGGCCAAAUUUGACAACUACCACAAGAACUUCACUCAACUUCGAAACGGUCGCGGUCUCAAACUCAUACCUUCUCUUGGAACAGUAAAACUCGAGCUCAGUUUGAAAUCAGGUAUUCGCAACUUUUGUGUGACACCUGCUCAGGCCACAGUGAUCGAAGUUUUCGACGAUGAGAAUGAUGCAUUGUCCAUCCAGACAGUCGUUAUGGUUACAGGUAUGGCGGAAUAUGCGGUAUCACAAGCACUUCGUUUCUGGCAAACACAAGGCAUUUUACGUGAAGUAGAUGGCAAGUACACAGUUGACGAAUAG
Sungouiella intermedia is the source of this 1875-nucleotide messenger RNA. The record is from the annotation of a GenBank genome assembly. Lineage: Eukaryota; Fungi; Ascomycota; Pichiomycetes; Serinales; Metschnikowiaceae.